Molecule: messenger RNA, 1384 nt
Organism: Spirodela intermedia
Lineage: Eukaryota; Viridiplantae; Streptophyta; Magnoliopsida; Alismatales; Araceae
Source: the annotation of a GenBank genome assembly
AUGCGUUGCUGCAGACCGGAGACAAGCUCUCCUCCGAGAGCUGGCCACAGGGAGGAGGUCAUCCUUCGAGUCACAGGGGCUUCGGUUCAUCUCAUGGAGGAGGAUGGGGCCGUCGACCUCGCCCGGGGAGACCUGAUCGUCCUCAGGGUCUUCGACGGCGCCGUCCUCCUCGCCGUUAUCGUGCGGAUCAACGCCGACAUCCAGUGGCCCCUCACCAGGGACGAACCCGUCGUUAAACUCGACGAGCUUCACUACCUCUUCUCCCUGCCGGAGAAGGGCGGCGGCUUCCUGAACUACGGGGUCUCCUUCUCCGGCGCCGGCGACCGGUUGAAGCCCCUCGACUCUUUCCUCGAGGAGAACGCCUGCUUCUCGGUCUCCCCCCGACCUUCUUCUCCCCCCGGCGAGGACUACUGGAGUAGCCUUAAGGUCGACGACUACAAUGGGCUACUGGCGAAGACCAUCGCCGCCGGCACUGGCCAGAUAGUGAAAGGAAUCUUCAAGUGCAGCGACGUCUACGCGAACCAGGUCAGACAGAUUGGGGCAAUGCCCACCUCGAAUUAUUAUCGUCGUAUCUUCGUGAACAAUGAUCAGCGAUGAUUAAAACCCCGCCAGGUCCAGAGAGGAGCAAAGCUGAUUCAGUCAAGGAGCCGAAGCGGUGUAACUUCUGGCGGAACAACGAGGACGACAGCGGACAGGAAGCACAGUAGCGUCAACAGGAGCAUCCGAAGGUUAGUUUAGUCGGGCCUCUGCGGCCGGCGGCGGUAAGCUCUCGUUCGUCUCUUACUUACCUUCGUCGUCUAUGCGGAGGCUUCAGUGUGCGGAGGCUGUCGGAGAUGACGGAGAAGAUGAGCCGGUCUCUGCUCGACGGCGUCCUCUCUGUCACCGGAUCUCUGGCUACGCCUGUGUUUAGAUCAAGAGCCGGGAAGUCGGCCCUCGCGACCGUUCCUGGGGAAGCUCUCCUGGCUACUCUUGACGCAGUCAGUAAGUAGCGUGCAACACGAUGGAGACGUGAAGAUCUACCCGAACGCUAAUCUGGUUUAGACUUCUGCAGACAAGGUCCUGGACGCAGUGGAAGCAGCAGAACGGAAGACCAUCGCUGCAACUGGAAGGACCGUCGCGGGGGUGGUUUCACAGAGGUGAGGAAGAGGAAGGAUUCUCUAAAGCAGUCAUCUUCGUCAAAAUCUUGUUCUUAGGGGAUCUCGAAUUCUUGGGCAGGUUCGGUGAGAACGCCGGAGAAGCGACGGAGGACGUCUUCGCCACUGUCGGGCACGCCGUUGGGACGGCAUGGAAUAUCUUCAAGAUCCGCCAGGCCAUCGGCCCGUCUUCCUCCACCUCCUCGUCCAUACUGAAGAGCGCGGUGAGGAGGAAACGGAGCUCACGAUGA